Molecule: messenger RNA, 2214 nt
Organism: Naegleria lovaniensis
Lineage: Eukaryota; Heterolobosea; Eutetramitea; Acrasida; Naegleriidae
Exons: 2
Coding region: 1-2214 (737 amino acids)
Molecular function (GO): oxidoreductase activity
Source: RefSeq, a predicted model, not a curated record
AUGACCAAUCCAACAGCUCCUACCACUUCCUUAACCCCUUCUCCUCAAAUCCAGGAACCACGUUCCUCAUCUCUUUCCUUUCAACAACAACAACAACAAGAACAACGGAAACCCUCUUCCAUAUUCCAUGAAGGUGAAAUUGAAUUUCAAAAGAAAGCCAAUACCUUUGAAUUUGCCAAUGCUCUCGGACCACGUAAAAUCACAGGUCAUGUUCCUCAAGAAUUUCAUCACUUCCUCACGAAUCGUAUGGUCGUGUAUGUAGCCUCAUAUAAUUCUGAAACGAAUGAAUGUUGGUGUUCGGCCAUAUGGGCUUCUCCUCGUCCCACUGAAUUGAAAGUAUUGGAAGAGGAACACAUUGUUGAAAAGCCUUCCUUUCUGAAAGACUCUCAUUUACCUUCGUAUAUGGAGGAGAAGGAUUAUCCAUGGAUUCCUCUCUCUACCAUUGUUGAGCCUCAAGGUAAAGAUUCGGAAGAAGAACGUUUAUGCUCCUUAUACGAUCCAUGUAAUGUGGCCAGUGGUGAUUCAUGGCUUCAUCUCAAUUACCUGAAUGCCCAACACUUUGAAAAACUCGUUGAUAUUUCUCAGGAUGGUAAAACCCUUCGAAUAUUGAAAGCUCCUCAUGCACAAGAUCCCAUGUGGCAAUCGUGUCGAGAGGCUGGUACUCUGGUGAGUUUGAAUUUUCUUGAUUUGGAAUCUCGAAAACGUUAUAGAACGAAUGGAAUCUUAACGAAAGGACUCUCUGCAUCGGGAUUUGAAAUACAAGUGUGUGAGGCCUUCUCGACUUGCCCGAAAUAUAUUCAACAGAGAGCUGUGGUGAAAUUGUAUCAAGAAAGUGAAGAACGUAAAGGAGUGGUGGUGAAUGAAUUGUUGGCUGAUAGGAGAAUUACAUUGGGAGAUGAAACAACGUACUUGAGUGAGGAUGUGAUUAAUUUUAUUGUGGGAUCUGAUACCAUGAUGAUUGCAACGAUUCACAAACAUGUUGGAGCUGAUUGUUCACAUCGAGGAGGAAGACCUGGAUUCAUUCGAGUCUUGGAUCGUAGAACAUUAGUUUGGGGAGAUUAUGUUGGAAAAGGCAUGUUUCAAACUCUGGGAAAUACUGUCAAUUGUCCCAAUGCGGGACUGCUAUUUGUAGAUUUCGAAAAUGGUCAUCUGCUUCAUCUCACUGGUGAUAUUCAAAUAUUAUGGAGAGAGCCUGGAACAAGUUUGGAUGGAAGUGAUCGAACAGUUCUUUUUCACACCAAAAGAUGGAUGUUAUUUCAACAUUCAUGUCCUUUUAUUUGGCAAUUUGUUUCCAUGUCCUCUCACAAUCCAUUACUCAAUGAUUCCAAUGAAUUGGAGAAAUUGAAUCCCAAAUAUUUGUCAGUGGUGAAUGUUGCACCUCUUAUGAAGAAGAAACACCAGAAAGAAAUUGUGCAUGCUCGUUUAGAAAGAAUUAUUCCAAUUACGGAUGAAGUCAAAACCUUUGGAUUCAAAAUUUCAGAGAAUAAGACAGUUUCCAUACAACCUGGACAAUAUGCGACAUUUACAUUAUCUUUGGAACAUCCAUAUAUGAGAAGUUGGACUGUGUCAUCAGCACAAUAUGUCACAAUUCCUCAUGUUCACACAGACAUGAAUGAUACGAACUACUUUGAAAUUUCUGUAAAAAAACAGGAUUUAGGAGCAACAAGUACAUGGUUGCAUGAUCAUGCCCAACCAGGAGAUGAGCUGUUUUUAAUGGGAAUUGAAGGAAAUUUCACUUUGCAAACGUCGUAUUAUGUAACAAUGAAAAAGAAGUCACAAAACAAAGAUGCUCAAUGGAAAGUCUUGUUCCUGAGUGGAGGAAUUGGCAUUACUCCUUUCAUUUCAAUGAUUCGCGGAGUGUCCCAUAGCUUAAAACAAUCAAUCCUAACACAAGAUUCGAAACCUCAAAUAGUUAUGAUUCACAGCGAAAAACUUCAAAAUGAGAUACCUUUCAGGUCAGAGCUAGAAAAUUUGCUACAAGAAAAAGUGAUCGAUCAGCUGUUGUUCUGUGUCACACGAGAGAAAGAUGUUAAGGGUGAAUUAAUUAGAUGUCAACGUCUGGAUAAGAAGAUUAUUACGGACACUGUUAAAGAUAUCGAGGAGAGGGUAGUGUAUAUAUGCGGACCCGGUCCUUUCAAUGAAAGUAUGAUUAGGACCAUGCAAGAUUUGAAUGUUCAUGCCAAGAAUAUUGUUGUUGAGAGCUUUGAUUAUUAA